AUGAUUUAUUAUAUUAAAAAUAUUCGUAUUUAUUUUGUAUUUAGUAAAAAAGAUGAAAUAAUAAUAGUAACAGCAACAUCACCAUCAUCAUCAGCAACAUCAAAAACAACAGCACUUAAUGAACAUAUUUAUGAUUCUGAUGAUGAUAUAGAAAAAUCACAUGAUGGUGAUGGUGAUUAUAUACCAACAUUAGGUGAUCUAGAUGAAACUGAUAGUUGUUCAGAUACUUCUGAUGAUGAUAAUAAUACAACAUUAACACAAUCACAAAAAGAUAGUCGAAUAGAAGUAGAAGACCAAGAAGAAGUAGAACAAUUAUUAUUAAAUCCUGACAAAUUUAAAAAAAGGAUUUCCAAUUUAUUUAAAAAAAUUCGUAAAUUAAUCAAAAUGAUAACUGAAUCAAGUAUAUUGACAACAUUUGUUCGUAAUGAAAUAAAAUGA
Molecule: messenger RNA, 438 nt
Organism: Rotaria sp. Silwood1
Lineage: Eukaryota; Metazoa; Rotifera; Eurotatoria; Philodinida; Philodinidae
Source: the annotation of a GenBank genome assembly